CCGAACGUUGCGUUUGCGUUUCGAGUUUCAACAACAUCAUAACCUCAACGUUCUCAACUUCAAACAUUUUAUAUUUUAUUUAACUCAAAUAACUAUAAAUUGCAUUGUAAAUUCUUUUUUUUUUCCCUUUUUGGAACCGCUUUCUAUAUUACAUAGAAACGUACCUUUUGAAGAAAACUAAUAUAAAAGAAUGGAAACAAUUUUGGAACAGCAAAGACGCUACCAUGAAGAAAAGGAACGGCUCGUUGAUGCCAUGGUCAAAGAAAAUCUACAUAAAAAGAAUUCUUAUAGAGAACAAAUAAACUCUGAUCAAAGAUUAAAAUAUCUACUGGAUAGAUAUGUAAUGUCAACCAAUAAACUUAUUGACCUAUAUGACGACAAAGAUGGCCAAAGAAAAGCUGAAGUUGCUUCUCUUACAGGCCCGAAUGAAUUCAAUGAAUUUUAUAGCAGGUUGAAACAAAUUAAGGAUUUUUAUAGGAGACAUCCAAAUGAGAUCAGUGUGCCAAUGUCUGUGGAGUUUGACGAGUUAGCAAAGGCAAGAGAAAAUCCUACUGAGGAAAUGUCAAAUUUGGUGGAAUUUACUGAUGAAGAAGGAUAUGGAAAGUUUCUGGACUUGCACGAAUGCUAUGAAAAAUACAUCAACUUAAAAGGCAUAGAAAAAGUUGAUUACAUCAGUUACCUGAGUAUGUUUGAUCAGCUCUACGACAUACCCAAAGAAAGAAAAACAGGCGAAUACCGAAAAUACUUAAAUUGUCUCAUAGAAUAUCUAUGUUGGUUUAUCCAAAGAAUAAAACCUUUAUUGCAUUUGGACAUUCUUUUAGAUGACGAAGCUAGAAAGGCUGCUAUAGAAUGGGAAACGGAUUCUUGUCCUGGAUGGCCAAAAGAAGCAGGGUCUGCUUUGGCUAAUGUUGGAGCUCAUUUAGACUUGUCUGCAUUUUCUAGUUGGGAAGAAUUAGCUUCACUCGGACUAGAUAGAUUGAAAUCUGCUUUGAUGGCGCUGGGGCUCAAAUGUGGAGGGACUUUAGAAGAAAGAGCACAAAGACUGUUUUCAACUAAAGGUCAAAGCUCACUGGAUCCUGCCUUAAUGACUAAAACAACUAAAGGAAAGGCAAGCAAAGAAAAAGAAUUGUUGAGACAAAGAGAUUUGGCUAUGAUGGAAGCUCAAAUUUACAAACUUUCUGAGAUAGUUAGUGACCAACGAGUAGCAACUAAAGAAAACGUCCAACGGAAACAAGCCAGAACCGAUGGCGAAAGGGAUGACAGUGAAAAUGAGGAAUCUGAAGACGAAAGUGGUGAUGAAAAUGACGAUGAUGUACCAUAUAAUCCCAAAAAUUUACCCCUGGGAUGGGACGGAAAACCUAUUCCUUAUUGGUUAUAUAAACUACACGGCCUGAACAUCAGCUACAACUGCGAAAUUUGUGGUAAUUUUGUUUACAAAGGCCCCAAAGCAUUCCAAAGACAUUUUGCCGAAUGGAGACAUGCUCAUGGUAUGAGAUGUUUGGGUAUACCCAACACAGCUCAUUUUGCCAAUGUGACACAAAUUGAGGAUGCCUUAGCAUUGUGGGAAAAGCUAAAGGUUCAGAAACAGAGCGAACGUUGGCAGCCAGAAACUGAAGAAGAAUAUGAAGAUUCUCAGGGUAAUGUAGUGAACAGGAAAACGUAUGAGGAUUUGAAAAGACAAGGGCUACUUUAGGCUGAUGUUUGUAUUUUUUUUUGUGUGAGUAAUUAUUAAUGAUUUAUCUUAAAACUAGUUAAGUAUAAUUUUUUUAACUAUUUUCCUAAAUUAUAGUUAUACAAUAAUUAAAUAAAAUUAAGAAUUUAAUAGAAAUACAUAUUUAUUUGCCACAUCCUCCUCCUCCGCACUUGCUCCUUUUAGGUGGCCUAUAAUUGGAGGAAGUUCCAGGUUCCAUGAGAGGAUUAUAUUCUAGUAAAAAGUUGUCAAAUUUAGUUGAUGAAUUACUACACUAGCUUAGCUGGAUUUUACCUGGUCUCAAGGAUUUGGGUUUUUGGUUGUUGUCUUUUUUAUCAUCUCCUCCCAGCCUGUUUCCGCCUUCAUUCAAUAGGUUUUGGACUUCUUGUCUUUUACGUUCUUCCCUCUAAAAACAAAAGAUUUUGAUGUUUUUGGGAAAUGUAACUUAAGGUAAGGUGGGGUAAGUGCGACCAGAAAUUUCAAUAGUGUCAGUUCAAUGUUGAAUGUAAUAUCAAAAUUUUAUUUAUGCAAAUUGAACUUUCUAUUCUUGA
Ceutorhynchus assimilis (cabbage seed weevil) is the source of this 2241-nucleotide messenger RNA. Lineage: Eukaryota; Metazoa; Arthropoda; Insecta; Coleoptera; Curculionidae. The record is from the annotation of a GenBank genome assembly.